Messenger RNA from Nannospalax galili (Upper Galilee mountains blind mole rat), 10593 nucleotides. RefSeq names its product neuron navigator 2 (gene Nav2). Gene Ontology annotation, molecular function: protein binding; ATP hydrolysis activity. The record is from RefSeq and is a predicted model, not a curated record. The transcript is spliced from 40 exons. Bases 36 to 7385 code for a protein of 2449 amino acids. Gene Ontology annotation, biological process: nervous system development; neurogenesis. NCBI's taxonomy places the organism in Eukaryota, Metazoa, Chordata, Mammalia, Rodentia, Spalacidae.
GGGACGUGCUGGGAAAGCCCAAGCCCCGGGAGAAGAUGCCGGCCAUCCUGGUAGCCUCCAAAAUGAAGUCGGGACUGCCCAAACCCGUGCACAGCGCCGCGCCCAUCCUGCACGUGCCCCCGGCCCGGACUGGCCCCCAGCCCUGCUACCUGAAGUUGGGAAAUAAGGUGGAGGUGAGCAAGAGCGCCUACCCUAGCCAGAUCCCCCUGAAAUCGCAGGCGCUGCAGGAGCCGGCGGGGGAGGGGCUCCCGCUGCGAAAGAGCGGCUCGCUGGAGAACGGGUUCGAUACCCAGAUCUACACGGAUUGGGCCAAUCAUUACCUUGCCAAAUCCGGCCACAAGCGGCUCAUCAAGGACCUCCAGCAAGAUGUGACUGACGGCGUGCUCCUGGCCCAGAUCAUCCAGGUCGUAGCAAAUGAAAAGAUUGAUGACAUCAAUGGCUGUCCAAAGAACAGAUCGCAAAUGAUUGAAAACAUAGAUGCCUGCUUGAAUUUCCUGGCAGCCAAGGGAAUCAACACCCAGGGGCUGUCUGCGGAAGAGAUCAGGAAUGGAAACCUCAAGGCCAUCCUAGGCCUCUUCUUCAGCCUCUCGCGCUACAAGCAGCAGCAGCAGCAGCAGCAGCCGCCUCAGAAGCAGCACCUCCCAUUGUCCCCUCUGCCACCUGCGGGGUCUCAGGUGGCCGGGGCACCUUCUCAGUGCCAGGCUGGCAUCCCUCAGCACCAGGUGCCGGCCACGCCGCAAGCCCCGUGCCAGCCCCUCCAGCCAGCGCCACAUCAGCCAGCAAAAGCACAAGCCGAAAUGCAGUCCAGCUCAUCAUCCAAGGACUCAUCUCAAAGCAAAAUCAUCCGCUUCACUCUGGGUCAGAAAAAGCUCUCUAGACUUCCAGGCCCUACUGCAAGGGUAUCCGCUGCAGGCAGUGAGGCCAAAACACGUGGAGGGUCAGCCACUGCUAACAACCGGCGUAGCCAGAGCUUUAACAACUAUGACAAGUCCAAACCGGUCACCUCUCCACCGCCACCAGCACCACAAAGUUGCCAUGAAAAAGAGCCAUCGACAGCCUCAGCCGCCUCCAACCCAGGAAUGAGCGAAACUGCACCUGCCUUCUUGGAGAACAGCCCCGGCGUCCCUGCUAGCUGCCCCUCUUCAGCCAUCCCCCAGCCCGGCUCGGCCUCCAAGCCCUGGCGCAGCAAGUCGCUCAGCGUGAAGCACAGCGCCACGUCGUCCAUGCUGUCGGUCAAGGCCGCUGCGCCCGACGCCCCCAGGCCCGCGCCUGAAGCCAUGAAGCCGCCUCCCAACAGUCAGAAGUCCAUGCUGGAAAAGCUCAAACUUUUCAACAGCAAAGGGGGCUCCAAGGCAGGGGAGGGCUCUGCGUCCCGGGACGCCAGCUGCGAGCGGCUGGAGAUCCUGCCGAGCUUCGAGGAGACCGAGGAGCUGGAGGCCAGCGGCCGCGCGCUCUGCACCCCGGGCCCCGCGUCCAGCAGCCCCAAGAUUGCACUCAAGGGCAUCGCCCAGCGCACCUUCAGCAGGGCACUGACCAACAAGAAGAGCUCCCCCAAGGGCAGCGAGAAGGAGAAGCACCAGCGGGACAAGGACAAGGGCCUCGCCAAGAGAGUCUCGGUGGCCGAGAGGCCCGACCUCAAGGACGAGGCGCAGGAAGAGCUCAGCGCGGUGGCCGUGACCGAGAUGCCAAAAAAGUCCUCCAAGAUCGCCAGCUUCAUCCCCAAAGGGGGGAAGCUCAGCAGUGCCAAGAAGGAGGCCACGGCCCCUUCCCACAGUGGGAUACCAAAACCAGGGAUGAAGAGUGUGCCGGGCAAGUCCCCAAGUGCCCCCGCCGCUCCCAAGGAAGGGGAACGGAGCCGGAGCGGGAAGCCGAGCUCGGGGAUCGCCCCGCAGAAGCCCCCAGUGGACAGCAGGCAUUCCAGCCCCUCCUCCAGCUUGGCGUCCUCGGAGGGAAAAGGCCCGGCGGGGACCACUCUGAACCACAGCAUCAGCAGCCAGACCGUCAGCGGCUCCGUCGGGACCACCCAGACCACUGGAAGCCAUACCGUCAGUGUUCAGCUACCUCAGCCCCAGCAGCAAUACAGCCAUCCCAACACUGCCACGGUUGCUCCUUUCCUGUACAGGUCCCAGACAGACACCGAAGGGACUGUCACUGCUGAGUCCAGCUCAGCGGGUGUGAGCAUGGAGCCCAGUCACUACGCCAAGAGUGCACAGCCUGCUCUGGAGGAACUCACAGGUGAAGACCCCGAGGCUCGCAGGCUGCGAACCGUGAAGAACAUUGCUGACUUACGGCAGAAUUUGGAGGAGACCAUGUCCAGUUUACGGGGAACUCAGGUUACACACAGUACAUUGGAAACCACAUUUGACACCAAUGUCACCACAGAGAUAAGUGGCCGCAGCAUCCUCAGCCUCACGGGAAGACCCACUCCUCUGUCCUGGAGACUCGGCCAGUCCAGCCCUCGGCUGCAGGCAGGAGACGCCCCCUCGAUGGGCAAUGGGUACCCACCUCGAGCCAAUGCCAGCCGCUUCAUCAGCGCUGAGGCAGGCCGCUAUGUGUACUCUGCCCCCCUGCGAAGGCAGCUGGCUUCCAGGGGCAGCAGUGUCUGUCAUGUGGACGUCUCGGACAAGGCAGGAGAUGACGUAGACCUAGAAGGGAUCGGCAUGGACGCCCCCGGCUACAUGAGUGACGGCGAUGUCCUGAGCAAGAACAUCCGUGCAGACGACAUCACGAGUGGGUAUAUGACUGACGGUGGGCUUGGCCUCUACACGCGUCGCCUGAACCGGCUUCCCGACGGGAUGGCUGUGGUGCGGGAGACCCUACAACGAAACACCUCCCUGGGCCUCGGAGAUGCUGACAGCUGGGAUGACAGCAGCUCUGUGAGCAGUGGCAUCAGUGACACCAUAGACAACCUUAGCACGGAUGACAUCAACACUAGCUCCUCCAUCAGCUCCUACGCCAACACACCUGCCUCCUCCCGGAGAAACCUGGACAUACAGACUGAUGCGGAGAAACACUCACAGGAGAGGAAUUCCCUGUGGUCUGGUGAUGACAUCAAGAAAUCAGAUGGAGGGUCAGAUAGUGGCGUAAAGAUGGAGCCGGGUUCCAAGUGGAGGCGGAAUCCUUCUGAUGUGUCGGAUGAGUCCGACAAAAGUGUGUCAGGCAAGAAGAAUCCGGUCAUCUCCCAGACAGGCUCGUGGCGGCGAGGCAUGACGGCGGAGGUGGGCAUUACCAUGCCAAGGACAAAGCCAUCGGCUCCAGCAGCCUCACUGAAGACCCCAGGGACUGGAAAAACAGACGAUGCAAAGGUGUCUGAAAAGGGAAGGCUGUCACCCAAAGCCUCCCAGGUGACGCGCUCCCCGUCGGAUGCUGGCCGCAGCAGUGGUGAUGAAUCCAAAAAAGCCCUCCCCGGUAGCUCCAGGACUCCCACAGCCAAUGCCAGCAGCUUUGGGUUCAAAAAACAGAGUGGCUCGGCUGCCGGGCUGGCCAUGAUCACAGCCAGCGGGGCGGCUGUCACCAGCAGGUCUGCCACGCUGGGUAAAAUCCCCAAAUCGUCUGCCCUCGUCGGUCGGUCUACAGGUCGGAAGACAAGCGUGGAUGGAGCCCCGAACCAGGACGAUGGGUACCUGUCUCUCAGCUCUCGGACCAACUUGCAAUACCGGAGCCUGCCCAGGCCCAGCAAGUCCAACAGCCGGAAUGGGGCCGGGAACAGGUCCAGCACCAGCAGCAUUGAUUCUAACAUGAGCAGCAAGUCAGCCGGCCUGCCGGUGCCCAGGCUGAGGGAGCCCUCCAAAACGGCCCUGGGCAGCUCCCUGCCAGGGCUCGUCAACCAAACGGACAAGGAAAAAGGCAUCUCGUCAGACAAUGAGAGUGUGGCUUCCUGUAACUCCGUGAAAGUGAACCCAGCCUCCCAGCCCAUGCCCAGCCCUGCUCAGGCCACUCUCCAGCCAGGGACCAAGUACCCAGACGUGGCCUCUCCCACGCUCCGCAGACUCUUUGGUGGGAAGCCUACCAAGCAAGUGCCCAUCGCCACAGCCGAAACCAUGAAAAGCUCGGUGGUCAUCUCCAAUCCUCAUGCCACUAUGACCCAGCAAGGUAACCUAGAGUCCCCCUCGGGCAGUGGCGUCCUGAGCAGUGGGAGCAGCAGCCCUCUCUACAGUAAGAACAUGGACCUCAACCAGUCUCCUCUAGCCUCCAGCCCCAGCUCAGCCCACUCAGGCCCUUCCAACAGCCUCACCUGGGGCACCAGCUCAUCAGCAAUGAGCAAGGACGGCCUAGGCUUCCAGUCUGUUAGUAGCCUGCACACCAGCUGCGAGUCCAUUGACAUCUCCCUGGGCAGCGGCGGGGGCCUGAGCCACAACUCCUCCCCUGGUCCCAUUGCCUCCACUAAAGAUGACUCCCUGACGCCCUUUGUCCGAACCAGCAGUGUGAAGACCACACUGUCAGAAAGCCCUCUCUCUUCCCCUGCUGCUAGCCCUAAGUUCUGCAGAAGUACUCUGCCCAGGACACAGGACAGUGACCCACACCUUGAUAGGAACACUUUGCCUAAGAAAGGACUCAGGUAUGCUCCCACCUCCCAGUUACGCACGCAGGAAGAUACCAAAGAAUGGUUACGGUCCCACUCUGCCGGGGGCCUGCAGGACGCCGCGGCCAGCUCCCCCUUUUCCUCUGGCUCCAGCAUCACUUCUCCGUCUGGAACGAGAUUUAACUUUUCCCAGCUCGCGAGUCCCACCACUGUCACCCAGAUGAGCCUGUCCAACCCAGCAAUGCUGAGGACCCACAGCCUGUCCAACACCGACGGCCAGUACGACCCCUACACUGACAGCCGCUUUCGGAAUAGCUCCAUGUCGCUUGAUGAGAAAAGUCGAACCAUGAGCCGCUCAGGUUCCUUCCGGGAUGGGUUUGAGGAAGUUCAUGGAUCCUCACUCUCCUUGGUCUCCAGUACAUCAUCCAUCUACUCCACGCCAGAAGAAAAAUGCCAGUCUGAGAUUCGCAAGCUGCGACGCGAGCUGGAUGCUUCCCAGGAGAAGGUAUCGGCACUGACCACCCAGCUGACUGCAAAUGCUCACCUCGUGGCAGCCUUUGAACAAAGUCUCGGGAACAUGACCAUCAGGCUUCAGAGCUUGACCAUGACGGCGGAGCAGAAGGAUUCAGAACUGAAUGAGUUAAGAAAAACUAUCGAGCUGCUGAAGAAACAGAACGCAGCUGCCCAGGCUGCCAUUAACGGAGUGAUUAACACACCGGAGCUCAACUGCAAAGGGAAUGGCAGCGCCCAGGCUGCAGACCUGCGCAUCCGGAGGCAGCACUCCUCUGACAGCGUCUCCAGCAUCAACAGUGCCACCAGCCACUCGAGCGUGGGCAGCAACAUAGAGAGCGACUCAAAGAAAAAGAAGAGGAAGAACUGGGUCAACGAGUUGCGCAGCUCCUUCAAGCAAGCCUUUGGGAAGAAGAAGUCCCCCAAGUCAGCAUCUUCACAUUCGGACAUCGAGGAGAUGACAGAUUCUUCCCUGCCUUCCUCCCCAAAGUUGCCACACAACGGGUCCACAGGCUCCACCCCGCUGCUGCGGAAUUCCCACUCCAACUCCCUAAUUUCCGAGUGCAUCGACAGUGAAGCUGAGACAGUCAUGCAGCUACGGAACGAGCUAAGAGAUAAGGAGAUGAAGCUGACGGACAUCCGCCUAGAAGCCCUGAGCUCCGCCCACCAGCUGGACCAGCUCCGAGAGGCCAUGAACAGGAUGCAGAGUGAGAUCGAGAAGUUGAAAGCAGAGAAUGACCGACUGAAAUCGGAGUCUCAAGGCAGUGGCUGCAGCCGGGCCCCCUCCCAGGUGUCCAUCUCUGCCUCCCCAAGGCAGUCCUUGGGCCUCUCCCAGCACAGCCUGAACCUCACCGAGUCCACCAGCCUGGACAUGUUGCUGGAUGACCCUGGUGAAUGCUCGACUCGGAAGGAAGGAGGCAGGCAUGUUAAGAUAGUUGUCAGCUUUCAGGAGGCAAUGAAUUGGAAGGAGGACUCCAGACCUCACCUCUUCCUCAUUGGCUGCAUUGGAGUUAGUGGGAAGACAAAGUGGGACGUGCUUGAUGGGGUGGUUAGACGGCUAUUCAAAGAAUACAUCGUUCAUGUCGACCCAGUGAGUCAGCUGGGGCUCAGUUCGGACAGUGUUCUCGGUUACAGUAUCGGCGAGAUCAAGCGCAGCAGCAGCUCAGAGACCCCUGAACUCCUUCCCUGUGGCUACCUGGUAGGAGAGAACACCACCAUCUUGGUGACUGUCAAGGGGCUCACAGAAAACAGCCUGGACUCUCUGGUGUUCGAGUCCCUGAUCCCUAAGCCCAUCCUGCAGCGCUAUGUCUCCCUGCUGACUGAGCACCGCCGUAUCAUCCUCUCCGGCCCCAGCGGCACCGGGAAAACCUACUUGGCCAACCGGCUGUCCGAGUACGUGGUCCUUCGGGAAGGACGGGAGUUGACAGAUGGGGUCAUCGCCACCUUUAAUGUGGACCACAAGUCCAGCAAGGAGCUGCGCCAGUACCUGUCCAACCUGGCUGACCAGUGCAACAGCGAGAACAACGCUGUGGACAUGCCGCUGGUCAUCAUCCUGGACAACCUGCACCACGUGAGCUCCCUGGGUGAGAUCUUCAACGGGCUGCUCAACUGCAAGUACCAUAAAUGUCCUUACAUCAUUGGCACGAUGAACCAGGCUACCUCGUCCACUCCCAACCUCCAGCUUCAUCAUAACUUCAGGUGGGUGCUUUGUGCCAACCACACAGAGCCCGUGAAGGGUUUCCUUGGCCGCUUCCUGAGGAGGAAGCUCAUGGAGACGGAGAUCAGUGGGCGGGUGCGCAAUGUGGAGCUGGUAAAAAUCAUCAACUGGAUCCCCAAAGUCUGGCAUCACCUUAAUCGCUUCCUGGAGGCACACAGCUCCUCGGAUGUCACCAUUGGUCCCCGGCUCUUCCUGUCAUGUCCCAUCGAUGUGGAUGGCUCCAGAGUAUGGUUCACAGACCUAUGGAACUACUCCAUCAUCCCCUACCUCCUGGAAGCUGUCAGAGAAGGCCUCCAGCUCUAUGGAAGGCGCGCCCCCUGGGAAGAUCCUGCCAAGUGGGUGAUGGACACCUACCCAUGGGCAGCCAGCCCCCAGCAGCCCCAGCAGCAUGAAUGGCCUCCCCUCCUGCAGCUAAGGCCCGAGGAUGUGGGCUUCGAUGGCUACUCUCUGCCUCGGGAGGGGUCAACAAGCAAGCAAGUGCCCCCCAGUGACGCUGAGGGAGACCCGCUGAUGAACAUGUUGAUGAGGCUGCAGGAGGCAGCCAACUACUCCAGCCCCCAGAGCUAUGACAGCGACUCCAACAGCAACAGCCACCAUGAUGACAUCCUGGACUCGUCCCUGGAGUCUACUCUGUAGCCGAGGCCCCCUCCUCUCCUCAUUUCAUCCCGCCUGCAUCCCCACCUCAUCCUUGAAGAUGACUUCCUGAGCCAACCCCUGGCUGCCGCAGCCUCAGCCAGAGCAGAGCAGUGGGAAAACAGCGACCCUUGGACCCUUGGGAUCUGUCCUCAUGGACCAUCCUAAGCAGCCUGGGUCCCCUUCCUCUCAACACGACAGCUGUCCGAGCCACAGUUCUCCCUUCGUUUCUGGUUUGCCUUGUCGCUGUGACCUCCUUGAGACACUGAAGACACUCAUGGGAAAGGACCCUCUUCGUUGAGAUACAAAGAGGGGUGAGAUGAAAACAAGAUGAAGUAAGAUUCUACUUGGCGCUUUGCAACAGAGCAGCAUCCGGCCACAAGCUACCCCUGGACAGAAGACACUAGAACAGAAUCGGAAACACAGACAGCACGGAUUCCUUCAGCACAGACCCUCCAGCUCGGGUCCGGCCACAGCACCCCGUAGCCACGCCACCCACACUCCAUGGCAGAAUUGGUGCCAAGGAGGGUCUUGCUUUGGCCACCCAGGGAAGCCAGUUCACCAUGCUUCCCUGUCCGUCACAUGGUGCUCUCCUUCCCCAGCAGUCCUCUGCCUCUUCCAGCCCAUCCCCACCCCCUUUUAGGUCCAACAACCCCAAUUAUCUGUGCAAGCUAGUUUGGGGGGGUGAGAAUGAGUGAGUAAUGUGACUAUCGACACAGAGAAGAGCGUCUACUUCCUUGAGGUGUCUGAACGAGUCAGGUUUCUGUCUGCAAACACUGUACUGUGCAAAUGGUUCUUUGGAGAGAUAACCCCUGCCCACCUUUGCCUUUCUAGCUGGUUGAUUGUGAAGAUUCUUCUCCUUGCCCCCUUGGUCAGAGUCAGUCCUUCGGAGAAAGUGCGAGCCACAGGAGUUGAGUUUGCUUCGGUCCUCCUCGGUUUGGGUCUUCGGUGUCCAUCCUCACAGUUCCGCACCUGCUCUCUCCUUGCACUGGGACUAUGGCUUUUCAUGUCCUUAUAAUCGGAUGAGGACCCAUCCUCCUCUUGUGGGUGAACCUCGCCUUUCUUUCUCGUCUCUGAGAGCUGAGAACCCCACUUCGUCGCCUCAGGCACCCCAGAUCCCAGCUGCAGGUGGGGCUGGUGAUGUCCCCUCGCCAAAGACUGGCACAUUCCUCAGAACCAACAUGGUGCAGCUCAGUCAGGGAGGGGCAGCUGUCCCUCUCAGAAGCCCAGCCCUGCCUCCAUCCCGACCAGCCUUGCCUGACCUCUUCGGUGCUGACCCCCAUGCAAUGCCUUACUGGUUUUGUACUGACCGUGUCUGUUCACGUGAGCAUCGUGCCUGCCUGGUGUGUGUGUGUGUGUGUGUGUGUGUGUGUGUGUGUGUGUGUGUGUUCCCCAUCGAAGCAAACAGGGCUAUAAAGUCAUCUAUUCAUAAAGAGAACACGAGUUGUCAACUUCUCAUCCAAAAGACUCAUCUGUGUGGAUGCGUGACUGUGGGGACAAAGAAGAGAGAUUCUGGUUUGGUUCUGUUUCUUCCUUACACCCUUGUCAGUUUCCAGCCACCAACCUCACUGGACAGUGGUCCCAUAAGUCCUUGUGACAUUGCCAACCCGUGCCCUCUAAGAUGUCCUCCAGUGUGCCCUGGCCUCAGCCUGCUCAUGUUCCCUCUGCAGGGCAUGGAGCAUCUUUGACCUGUUUGUGUUUCAUAAGGAGAAUCUUCCCGGCCCCAGCGAGGGCAUGUGUUAAACAAUCAGGGUGUUUAGUUCAUCUUUUGCAGUUCUGUUCUGGAAAGUUUGUCUCAAGAUUCUUUUUCUUAUUUUCCUACCCUAAGAGCUUGACCCGAAACUGCUCACUUCACUUGGAACAGCAGUUUUCUUCCUCUUGGAAAGGAACAAGAGUGUGUCCUGCUAACUGGUGAAUAGAAAACCUCUACACACGGCCCCUUAACUCUCGGUCAAGCCAGGCUCUUCCCCAGCCUCCCUCACUCUUCUGGGUGUGAGUGUGUCUUGUUCUGGUUCUCUUGUUUUGUUUUUAAUGAAACUUUUAAACCAUAUGUUUAGCCUGUGACCAGGGCCAAACCCUGAGCCUUCUGGUGCCCCUGACAGGUGGCCCUCCUCAAUCUGUCUCCCAGCAACGACCGUACACUCUCAUACUGUGAAUCUGGUAGGUGGUGGAAUUGAGUUCCUUCGUGAGGGUGGUCUCCUCGGCAUCUUGUGAGUACACACCUGCUGAUGUUGUUUGCAAUUAUUGUUUGUAUUGAUACCCUUUCCCGACUGCCAACUCCCAGACUGCCCUCCCACCACUUCCGGGCUCAGUACCGAAACUCUGCACCUGCCUGACGGGCAAGCGGUGACUUAGGUCGCACAGCCCUUGUGUGCCUCCCAGCUCAGUGUCUUCCCGAGGGGUCAAGCAGGGUUGUCUCCGAGGCACAUUCUUACUGGGUCCUGGUCCUACUUUGACGUCACUGACCUUGGACAGAGUGACUUUGUACUCAUUUAGGGCUCUGUCUGAAUGCUUCCAUUUUGCCUUUUUCUACAGAUAGGCUAAUUUUAGAACAUAAGAAAUUCUAUGCAACGUUUAUGUUGAGUUACCAGUGGAAGCCAAAAGUUUCCUUCCCAAACUUCCAAGAAUGCCACAGGCCAUAAAUGAGAUGGGAACCCCUUUAAUUUAAGGUUGGGGUGGGUGGGAGUUGGGACAAGGAGCAAGACUUGUCUAGACCUUUGUCUGAUCUUGGGGAUGUGUUUAAUUUUAUUGUUUAAUGUUCAGACUUCAAAAUUCUUUGUACCCAAAUUUGACUAUGGCAAAUCUACUUCAAAAGGCAAAAUAAUCCAACUUCGUGGAUAGUAAAGAAAGGUUUGCUAUUUGAACCCACUCGUUUCCAGUGGAGCAGUUUAGGAAAUAUGUUCUGUAAGAUGUACAUUUUUUUCCCUUGUAACAUAGAAAUUGUAAAUAAUCGAUUAAAGUGCUGCAUUUUGAUGAAUUUUUUCUAGCCAUUUUUAAAGAGAAAACUAGGAAUUGAGUAUUUUGUGUACGGUAUGUUCCCAUCCUCCCUCCCCAUCACCCUCCCCUCCCCUCCCUAUUUAAUUUUCAUUUGUCAUGAGGUUUAUGGGUUUGCCAUGAUCCGCUGGAGAUCUGCCCCACGUUAUAGAGAAUAAAGUUGAUGAUUGUACCAGUCUUAAAUUAUUCAUGACUCAAUAAAAUCGAUGCUUAUUUA